AUGGCUGAUCUGAUCGGAGGCGGCACUGCCGCUUCCAACGGUAAUGCCUCGGCUUCCACCCGCCAGCGCACCACUGGCGCCCCUAACCCUACUAGCUCGCCCUCUGGAAUUCGUGGUCCUAGAAUGAUCAUGCAGGAGCGUGCUGCUAGAGAGGCAGCCCGUCAGAGAGCAGAACAGGAACAGAUGCAGUUGGAGAGACAGCGAGCCGAGCAGGAAGCUCGCCUAUUGGAGGAGACGCAGAGACGGAAUGCGGAGCGCCGAGCUGCCACCGCUGCUACUGGCGCUGCCGGAGGAGGAACAGCUGGUGGCGCCGCCAACGUGCUCCAGCAGGACCCCACCUCUCACCGGCGACCCGUAGUUACCGAUACCCCACAAACCCGAACCAACCCGGGAGGAAGUUCCCGCCAGCCUACAACGACUCAGCCGCAGACUCGACUCGGUCGAACGGCGUCAACGUCUCAGCCCGGCCAGCAACCCUACAGCACAGCCCCUCAGGCCAGCACCACUCAACAGCCCGCUAACACUUCUGUUCAGGGAGCCCAGGAAUCCGGCGCUGCGGGAUCGAGACCCAGAAACUCGUUUCCCCACGCGUUUGAGCGUUGGGAAACCUUAUCGGCUCACUGGGAGGGUCUCACCAGCUUCUGGAUUCGACGGCUUGAACAGAACAACCAGGACAUCGAGCGUGAUCCUGUCAACCAAGCGCUCUCUCGCCAGGUCACCGAUCUUACUGCGGCCGGUGCCAACCUUUUCCACGCCGUCGUCGAGUUGCAGCGCCUCCGCGCUAGUUCCGAACGCAAGUUCCAGCGAUGGUUCUUCGAGACCCGAGCCGAGCUGGAGCGUGCUCAGGAGGUCAACGCCAUGUUAGAGUCGGCCCUUGACGAGGAGAGACGUGCUAGAGAGAACGCUGUUCAGGCAGCUAUCCAGAAAGAGCGUCAGCACUCCGCCAACGAUGAACGCGUCAGAGAGAUGAAGAAGGAGCUUCAGAUCUCCAAAGAAGAGGCUCGCCGCGCUUGGGAGGAGCUCGGUCGCCGUGAGCAUGAAGAACGUGAGCGGACCCAGUCUCUGCAAAGCGGUCAGCCUACCAUUCUCGGCGGCGUCCAGGUCGUCCCGAUGACACAAGGUGUUCCCAGUCGCCAUGGCAGCUCCCGCGACCAAUAUGGCGGCCAGCAGGCCGGCUACGCUGGCGAUUAUUCUCAAGCACCUGGUGGUCAAUCCAUCCCCGCCACUUCCAGCAACCUCUAUCCAUCCGGCGACCCAGGUCAGGAGGGCGUAACUUACACGGGUGCUGGUUCCGAGGGUGGAUACUCUGAAGGUGAGUACACUAUCGAUGCGCAAGGCCAGUUCGUUCGCGAUUCCCGAGGAAACAAGGUUCCCUUCAUUGCUCCACCUUCCCCAGUUUCUGACGAAGGUAUAGAAGAGUAUGAAACCCCCGCGACGAACCCACCCAGUGCCGGUUACCUGCAGACUCCCACCACGUCCGCUGGAGAACAGCAGCAGGGAACCACUCAAGACUAUUCCGGCUCGGGCUAUGCUGCUCCAGGCUGGGAGACUGUCCCCAGGCAUCAUCACCCGACCCGCCUGAGCGAUGUCAUGGAAGAGGACGAGCGCAGCCGCGCCAGCAACAGUCAAGUGGGCCGACACUAG
Molecule: messenger RNA, 1644 nt
Organism: Colletotrichum fioriniae
Lineage: Eukaryota; Fungi; Ascomycota; Sordariomycetes; Glomerellales; Glomerellaceae
Source: RefSeq, a predicted model, not a curated record